AUGUCUGCUGAGAUGGAAGGUCUCACUCAAGCUGAAGCCUACAAGGAAGAUGGCAACCAUGAGUUCCAGAAGAAGCAGUACCGUAUCGCCAUUGACAACUACACAGAGGGCAUCAAGGGCAGGUGCUCUGACCGUCUGCUCAAUGCUGUCUUGUACACAAAUAGGGCCGCUGCCCAGUUCCAUCUAGGACAUCACAGAUCUGCGUUGAAUGACUGCAUCUUCGCUUGCAAGUUUAAACCAGAUCAUAUAAAGGCUUUACACAGAGGUGCCCUUUGUUGCCUGGAGAUGAAGAAGUAUGAAGACUGUGUCCACUGGUGUGACAGGGCUCUAGCUGUAUCCUUUACUCUUGUCCUAAAGCACAGCUAAGUGCCCUUUGUGUGACAGGGCUGUAGCUGUAUCCUUUACCAUACACGCCAGACGUCCCGAUCUUGGCGGGACAGUACUACUUUUAGGGUGUUUG
Molecule: messenger RNA, 460 nt
Organism: Dreissena polymorpha
Lineage: Eukaryota; Metazoa; Mollusca; Bivalvia; Myida; Dreissenidae
Product: tetratricopeptide repeat protein 4-like
Exons: 4
Coding region: 1-366 (121 amino acids)
Molecular function (GO): protein binding
Source: RefSeq, a predicted model, not a curated record